AUGGCGUCUUCCGAAGGAUCCGCGCCAGCCGCGGCGACGGCGUCUGCAGCUACACCUACGGAUGGCCCUGGUGCCCAGCAGCAGCAGCUGCCAGUCGCCGUGGUCUGCGUGGGCAUGGCGGGCUCGGGCAAGACGACGUUCAUGCAGCGCAUCAACGCGCACUUGCAUGGCCAGAAGGAGCCCCCAUACGUCAUCAACCUGGACCCCGCGGUGCUCAACGUGCCGUUCGAGAGCAACAUUGACAUCCGCGACUCGGUCAACUACAAGGAGGUCAUGAAGCAAUACAACCUCGGCCCGAACGGUGGGAUCAUCACGUCGCUCAACCUGUUUGCGACCAAAGUCGACCAGAUCCUGGGGUUCCUGGAGAAGCGAACGGCGCCGGACCCAGAGCAGCCGAACAAGAAGCCCAUCAAGAACAUUCUAGUGGACACACCUGGCCAAAUCGAAGUCUUUGUCUGGUCCGCGUCUGGUCAAAUCAUCCUCGAGUCCCUUGCAUCCUCGUUCCCUACCGUCAUCGCCUACGUGAUCGACACGCCGCGGACGGCGUCGACCAGCACAUUCAUGAGCAACAUGCUCUACGCCUGUUCUAUCCUGUACAAGACGAAGCUGCCCAUGAUCCUGGUCUUCAAUAAGACGGACGUCAAGGACGCCGACUUCGCCAAGGAGUGGAUGACCGACUACGACGCCUUCCAGCGGGCGCUCGCCGAGGACGAGGAGAACAAUGCGUUUGGCGGCGUCGAGGGUGAGGGCGGCGGCAGCGGCUACAUGAGCAGUCUGCUAAACUCGAUGAGCUUGGUGCUCGAGGAGUUCUACGCGCAUCUGAGCGUAGUGGGCGUUUCGUCUAUGACGGGCGAGGGCAUCGACGACUUCUUCGCAGCCGUCCAGGAAAAGGCGCAGGAGUUCAAGAAGGACUACCUCCCCGAGCUUGAGCGGAAACGGCACGAGCGUGACGAGCAGAAGCGCAAGACGCGCGAGAAGGAGCUUGACAAGAUGAUGAAGGGCAUGUCGAUGGACACGCCUGGUGGGUCUGGUAGUGCUGGUGGCAGCAAGGUUGUCAGGCCGCCAACCGACGACGACGACGAUGAUUUGGACGUCGCGAGCGACGACCAGGAUGAUGACUAUGCGGAUGUCGAUGACGAGUACGAUCGUGAGGGUUUGCAGGCACGGUACCAGGCUGCGACCGAGGCGCAGGGCAACUCGACGAUGGAUCAGGCGAGUUUUGCAAAAUACCUGCACUCGCAACGGGGUUGA
Molecule: messenger RNA, 1251 nt
Organism: Microdochium trichocladiopsis
Lineage: Eukaryota; Fungi; Ascomycota; Sordariomycetes; Xylariales; Microdochiaceae
Exons: 2
Coding region: 1-1251 (416 amino acids)
Molecular function (GO): GTPase activity
Source: RefSeq, a predicted model, not a curated record